Molecule: messenger RNA, 2861 nt
Organism: Musa acuminata AAA Group (dessert banana)
Lineage: Eukaryota; Viridiplantae; Streptophyta; Magnoliopsida; Zingiberales; Musaceae
Exons: 7
Coding region: 265-1464 (399 amino acids)
Molecular function (GO): hydrolase activity
Source: RefSeq, a predicted model, not a curated record
GUUUGGUAACUGCGUGACUCCGUUUGGAACUUUUGGUGAUCUUUGACUUAGCCGUUAGUUGAUAGCAGGUCAAUGCCCACUUCCUUCUUGGAGGAACACAUCAAAAGAACCCACCUUUCGUAAAUUCUGAUCUCUACUAUGGUUUGUGGUAUCCCCUUUUGGUUGUCACACCGUCCGAUUGAUGCUCCGAAGUGAGUAGAUCAACUUCUUUGCCUCGAAGAUUUGCGGUUCCAUUUAUUGACCAAUUGAUCAACUUCUUCUGAAAUGGCUGUCGCCGUGGUGAGUUCUUUGCCUUGUUUAUCGGGAGUAAUGCGCCAGACGAAUUGUUCCGCAGAUGGAUUCGAUCGUUUGGCUUCCACAAGAUGCGGUAGAAGCACGAAGAUAGCUUGCGGUGAGAGGCAACAGAAGUUGCCCGCGAACCGUUUGUUUCGUGGUCCGUGUGACUCAGGUGACAUGAGAGUCUUUGUUUUAUCGGACUUGCACACGGACUGUAAAGAGAACAUGGAGUGGGUGAGGCGCCUUUCAACCGUUUGGUACAAGAAGGAUGUUCUUAUUGUCGCUGGAGACGUGUCGGAGACAUAUAAGAACUUCGUGUUCACCAUGGCUGAGUUGAAGCAGAGGUUUGACAGUGUUUUCUAUGUGCUAGGAAACCAUGAUCUCUGGUGUCGAAGAGAAGGUGGAAAUUUUAUGGACUCUGUGGAGAAGCUGAACGCUUUGCUUGAUGCAUGCAGCAAACUAGGAAUAGAAACCUCUCCAAGAAUUGUGGGGGAUGUGGGUAUCAUUCCUUUGUUUUCAUGGUAUCACAAGAGUUUUGACACAGAGAAAGAUAUAAGUGGCAUUCGAAUUCCAUCACUUGAGAUGGCAUGCAAGGAUUUUCACUCAUGCAAGUGGCCUUUACAACUAGCAAAUGGUGAUGUUGCCCUUGCUCACUUCUUUGAUAUUAUGAAUGAGAAGAACCAUAAUUUGUUCGAAGAGAUACGAAAGACUAGUUGUCAUUUGAUAACAUUCUCUCAUUUUGUUCCAAGGCAAGAUUUAUGCCCGGAGAAGAGGAUGCUUUUCUACCCAAACCUUCCAAAGAUAAUAGGCUCUGAUUUUUUGGAGGUCAGAAUAAGGUCUAUACAUGGAGAGAAUAUAGGCAGAUCACCGUGCCAUAUUUUUGGCCAUACACACUUCUGCUGGGAUGCCGUACUUGAUGGUGUCAGGUAUGUUCAAUCACCUUUAGCUUAUCCCAGGGAAAGGAAGAGGAGGAUGAAUGGUGGUGAAGACUGGUUGCCAUUUUGCAUCUACGAUAAGGGAUUCACUGAUAGAUUAUCACCUUCAUACUGGUCUGAUUACUACUCCAAAAUCAAAAGAGAUCCAGAAAAUACUGAUCUUGCACCAUGGGUCGCCAGAUUCUACGCAAGUGAUGAAGAGAUACACACUUGGUUGUCUCUGUUGAGAGGAAACAUCGCCUCAUGGGGCUAACUGUGGGUGGAGUUCCUUUCACAACCUCGGUAGAAUAUUAAGACAUUUGAAGGAACUAUUUGAAUUGCUCCUAUUUGGAAAUAAAGAAAGAAGGAAUCUUAGACUAAAAAGGACUCUUCAUAAAGCCCUCCAUACUUGUCUCCCAAAACUCUGAAAAGGUUUCAUGGCCUCUUCUCGUCUCAGAUUGUUGUCUUCUGACAGUGGAGUGUGGACUUCACAUGGCUGGAGACAGAAUUCUUCUGAUAGCAAUCUCGAGUUAAUUGAACUGGAAGAGAGAGUCGAGAACAAAGUGAACAGAGGACAGUGAAGGUUAAGGUCGAGUGAAGUAGAUUCAACUUGAGCAUUUCUUUGCUAAUGAACCGAUCCAUCGGUGGUUUCGGAACCAUUGUCAGGUCUAGACCAUGGUUGCUAGUGAUUGAAUUCUGGGACCCGGAGACAAAGUAGCCCCCUAAAGAGUGAUUGAAUCAACCUCCCCCAGUUUCUCAAUCCAGUACUGCUGGGAGCUUUAAAGAAAGAUGAGAUAUCUCCUCAUCAGGGCUCCACAUUCCACUUGCAUCUCUGUACGGCAAUAGUUUGAACUGGAUCAUACAUCCAUCAAUUAUUCUCAGAAUUUUCUUGGAUUUUCUGUUGUUUAAUUAGAUGGACAUGCUAGCAUUAAAUAUGAAGGAAGCAGUAGCAAGCUACAAGGCAUGCAGCUCUGACCUCCCUUUGCCCAUGUGAUGGCCAAAACUUGCCACAUACCAUAAUAUUGUGAACAUAGGAGCAUAAACAAAGUGAAAGAGGAAUCAAAAGUAGCACUCCCCCAAUCUUUGUCCGUCCUAUAAAGCUCUGUAACGUCCACUAUAGCCUCAGAGUUAACCCAACAAGUCUCAUUCUAUCUCACCUCUCCCUCCAAAAGGAUGGACUAGAGGUCGCCUGCUCCUUGUCAGGUGCGGUGCUGUCUUGCGUCCCUCGAAGGUUUGGGAAUCUUAUUCCAUUUGCUCUCUGUGAGGUGGAGCGGUGAUGGCAGCCGCAGGAGAGGCUGGGACGGCCACAGGAGGAGGGAAAGGGAGGUUUAGAAGCCUCUACUGGAGGCUCAGAGCCGGAAUAAGGAGGCAGCUGGGAAGAGCAAGAGAGAGCAAGCGGCGUUUCAGCUUCCAUUAUGAUCCCUUCAGCUAUGCGCUCAACUUCGAUGAUGGCUGCUCUGGCUUCCUCUCGCUGUAGCUCCUAGUUUCUCUUUAUUGUUCUGAGAGAUGUACAGCGACAUAUCUCUGGAGUAAUGGGUGUUUCUGGCUUCUUUGUAGCUGCGUUGGAAUGUAGGGAAGCAGAGGUGAAGAAAUAUAUCAUGGCAGCUCAUCAAUGUUGAUGUUUUAGUAGAUAAUCAUCUUUCGUUUAUAUAUUUCACCUCGUUCACUGUC